Molecule: messenger RNA, 4594 nt
Organism: Daucus carota subsp. sativus
Lineage: Eukaryota; Viridiplantae; Streptophyta; Magnoliopsida; Apiales; Apiaceae
Product: vacuolar sorting protein 39
Exons: 13
Coding region: 163-3159 (998 amino acids)
Biological process (GO): autophagy; endosomal vesicle fusion; intracellular protein transport
Cellular component (GO): cytoplasm; membrane
Source: RefSeq, a predicted model, not a curated record
AGAGAUCCGCUGAAUUAAAAAAGCGCGGGAUGAACGACACGCUAGCUUGCGUCACUCUCUAACCGUUACUUCUCUUUUCACCGACUUAAUUAAACUCAUCCUCUCCACAAACACUAACAAAAAUCACAAAAAUAAAUACAAAAUUCUCAAUUAAUCUCGAAAAUGGUGCACACUGCAUUCGACAUUUCGCAAUUAAUCGCCACCUCGCCGUACAAAAUCAACGCCGUCGAAUCGUACGGUCACGAUUUGCUCAUCAGCUCAUCGGACGGCUGUCUUCGCAUUUACUCGCCUGAAUCCACUGCUUCGACGACGCACGACGUCGUUUACGGAACCCUAGAGCUGAGAAAAGAGGCGUAUGUGCUUCAACGGACUAUUAAAGGCUUUUCGAAGAAGCCUAUGGUGGCGAUGGAGGUGGUGGCGGCGAGAGAGCUGUUGAUUUCGCUCUCGGAAGCGAUUGCGGUGCAUCGGUUACCUAAUUUGGAGAUUGUUGCGGUGAUUGGUAAGGCUAAAGGUGCGAAUGCGUACUCGUGGGAGGAGAGGAGAGGGCUUUUGUGCUUUGCGAGGCAAAAGAGGCUUUCGAUAUAUCGACAUGACGGUGGAAGAGGUUUUGUGGAGAUUAAAGAGUUAAGUGUUCCGGACACGGUUAAAUCAAUGUCUUGGUGUGGUGAGAAUAUAUGCUUAGGUCUCACUAGAAAAGUGUACAUGAUAUUGAAUGUCACAAGUGGGACAUUGUCUGAAGUGUUUUCUUCGGGGAGGAAUGCUUUACCUCUAGUAGUGUCUCUACCAUCUGGGGAACUCCUAUUAGGAAAGGAUAAGGUUGGAGUGAUUGUAGACCAAAAUGGGAAGCUUGUUCAAGAAGGAAGGAUCUGCUGGUCUGAGGCACCAGCAGCAGUUGUCAUUCGAAAGCCAUAUGCGAUAGCUUUAUUGCCAAGACAUGUCGAGAUAAGGUCUCUACGAUUUCCUUAUCCAUUAAUACAAACAGUCGUACUCCGCAAUGUCCGUUGUCUUGUCCGUAGCAAUAAUACAGUUAUUGUUGCACAAGACAACUCGGUGCAUGGACUUUUUCUUGUCCCUCUUGGUGCUCAGAUUGUACAGGUAACAGCAUCUGGUGACUUUGAAGAAGCCUUGGCAUUGUGCAAGAUGCUUCCUCCAGAGGAUUUGAACCUUCGAACAGCAAAAGAACAGUCAAUUCAUAUAAGAUAUGCACACUCUCUUUUUGAGAGUGGGAGCUAUGAGGAGGCGAUGGAUCAUUUUUUCCAAUCUCAAGUUGAUAUCACCCAUGUCCUCUUUUUAUAUCCAUCUCUUACGCUUCCCAAAUCAUCUACGGUGGCUGAAGCAGACAAGUUCUUGGACUUCGCGGGGGAUGCUUUAUCAAGAGCUUCGUCCGAUAUGUCAGACGACUUUGGAACUCCAUUUUCCCCAUCAAUGGAGACUGAUGAGAGAUUAGGUCUUGAGUCCAAGAAAAUGAGCCACAAUACUUUAAUGUCUCUCAUUAAGUUCUUGCAGAAAAAGAGAUUUAAUAUCAUUGAAAAGGCAACUGCAGAGGUGACUGAAGAGGUAGUUUCAUAUGCUGUGGGAGAUCAAACGAGUAGACCUAAUAUAACAAUCAGGGGCCGACUUGACAACCCUAAAAAUUCAGCUGCAAGGGAUAUGGCAGCAAUAUUGGAUACCGCCCUUGUCCAAGCUCUGCUUUUAACCGAACAAUCUUCAGCUGCUAUUGAGCUGAUGAAAGGUCUUAAUUAUUGUGAUGUUGAAAUAUGUGAGGAUUUUUUUUUGAAGAGGAACCAACACUUGUGCAUGAUAGAACUUUAUAAAUGCAAUAGCAUGCAUCGUGAGGCUCUCCAACUUCUUCUGGAACUAGUAGAAGGGUCAAAAUUUGGGACACAUAAUGCCGAGAUUCAUCAAAAUUUCAAGCCGGAGAUGAUAAUUGACUAUCUGAAACCUUUAUGCGAGAUUGACCCUAUGCUUGCCCUGGAGUUCUCGAUUCCUGUUCUUGAAAGCUGUCCAACACAGACUAUUGAGCUCUUUCUAUCUGCAAAUAUCCCUGCAGAUUUGGUUAAUUCUUAUUUAAAGCAACACGCUCCAAAACUACAGGCUACCUAUCUUGAACAAAUGCUUGCACUUAAUGAAAAUGGAAUCUCUGCUAAUCUUCAAAAUGAAAUGGUCCAAAUUUAUUUUUCUGAAGUGCUUGAUUGGCAAGCCAAGCUUAGUUCUGAAGAGAAGUGGGACGAGAAAGAUUAUUCUCCUACAAGGAAAAAACUGUUGUCUGCUUUGGAAAGUAUCUCAGGAUCUAAAUCGGAAGUUUUGCUUAAGCAACUUCCACAGAAUGCUUUGUAUGAAGAGCGAGCAAUUUUGCUUGGAAAGAUGAACCAACAUGAGCUUGCGUUGUCGAUAUAUGUUCAUAAGCUUCAUGUUCCACAACUGGCACUGUCCUAUUGUGAUAGGGUAUACGAGUCUGGACUGCAUCAACAUUCUUCGAGAACAUAUAGCAGCAAUAUAUACCUUACUCUACUGCAAAUCUACCUCAAUCCUCGAAGGACAACAAAAAAAUUCGAAAAGCAAAUAAAUAAUCUGAUAUCAUCAGUAAACACCAGCAUUCCAAAGGUUAGUUCCUGGAAUUUAAUCAAGACAAAAGGAGGUCGACUAUCCAAGAAAAUUGCAGAGAUAGAGGGUGCAGCAGACACCAAUAUCAGCCCAGGUAGCACAGAUAAUGGGAAAAGCGACGGCGAUACAGAUGAUAUGGUUGAGGAAGAAGGUUCUAAUAUUAUGAUUGAUGAGGUCCUUGAUCUUUUAGGUCAGAGGUGGGAUCGCAUCCAUGGAGCGCAUGCCCUAAAACUCCUACCGAAAGAAACCAAACUGCAGAACCUGCUUCCAUUUCUCGGACCCCUUGUGAAAAAAUCUAGUGAAGCAUACCGAAACCUUUUGGUGAUAAAGAAUUUAAGAGAGAAGGAAAACCUCCAGGUCAAAGAUGAACUGUAUAAACAUAGGAAAACGGUUGUGAAGAUCACCGGAGAAAGUAUGUGUUCUCUCUGCAACAAGAAGAUAGGCACUAGCGUCUUUGCAGUUUAUCCCAAUGGCCAGACAAUUGUGCACUUUGUUUGUUUUAGAGAUUCACAGAACAUGAAGGUGAUCAGCAAAGGCACGCCACUGCGGAGGUAGUGAUGGUGGAUAUUCAGAUUUAGUAUAGCUUGGUACCACAAAGCAGACAAGGAUGGAAACUCCAUGAGGUUUGUAGAUCUCUACAUUAAUUUAAUAUAUUUGUCAAGUCUAAUAUCAUUUCUUUGAAACUAUGAAGUUUAAACAGUUUAGGAUGGUGUUGUAUACAUCAUUGCAUCUUUUAUUUGGAUGGUGUAAAUAGAAAAUACCUAGCAUCUUUGCCCUUUAUAGAAGGAUUUUAAUUUACUAUAUAUGGAGAAUGGGUAUGCCAGGUAAAAGACAGUACUUGGAUGUAUACGAUUCUUAAAAUCAAUUCAAAUUUGCAGUGUUUGGAAAAUUGUGUAAAACUAGUUGGCUCGAUUUGUUGUUAUUGGCUUUCUGCAACCUCAACUUUCUUCUUCUUGUUCUUCGCAACAAAAGUGUACAAAAGAACACCAACUCUGGAUCCAUCACAAGGAUCAUGUUUGUGAAUAACCUCUACAUCAAAAUCCUUCUUGGCUUUCUUGAAAAAUACACUUUCUUUCUUCCACCGCUUCAAAUGAGACAUCACAAACACCAUUUCCUUCUUUGUUCGGUCACCCAACAAAAAGUAUUUCAAAGUCUGCAGCAAAGGAUUGUAGAGGUGAUCAUGAUACACUACAUCAGACCCCAUUAUGACAUCAUACUCAUCAUUCUCUUUAAUGGCUUCCAUCUCCUUCUCCACUCCCCACCCUAGCGCAGCCACCUCCACUUUCCCUCCGUUGAGCCCCACUGCAUUCAUGUUUGCUUCAGCAUUGAAUUUGAGAUUAGGUAUUACGUGAGAAAGAUCAGUGACAGUCACGUGAGCGCCAAGUAUGGCAGCAGCCGCUAUUCCAACCAGGCCAGUGCCAGACCCGAGCUCCAAAAUGCGAAGUGGCCCCAAAUGAGGGCGGUUAAGCAGACUGGAGAGGGUAGUGGAGCUGCGGUCAUGACGAUCAAGGAGGGAAACAAAGGCGGUGGCAGCUGGCCAGAGCUGGAAGGACAGGCCCUGAGACGGCAGCUGUCUGAUCACCACCGCUGACUUUAUAGACUCGAGGUUAAAUGUCUGUUGAUGAUGGUGUAGCACCAGAUCAUCUAUGGCCUCCGGUUUUCCUUCUUCGUGUUCUUGAACUAAUAGCACAGUGCAAGGGUUAAUUUCCUGGUCACUAUCCUCUGCCUCUCUUUCUGUUUCUUUGGUGUUUCUCAUACUCAUGAAAUUGGUUCAAAAUUAGUAGCAGUGGCAGCCGCCUCCUUUAUGGAAUUUAGGUCAGUUUUUCACAAGAGAUUACAAGUUGCAGGGUAAUGCUUAGAAUCUAUUCCAAACAAUGUCAUGUAUUUAAUACUAGUAUAAUCGUCAUUACAUCUACUCAGCCAACUACUUCUAAAAGUUGUUACUGCAUAUGUAAGAGUAGUACAAGUAUAUGAGUAACUUACUAACGAA